UAUUAAUGACACUUAUGACAGAAAAUUGUUAAAAACUGCAAGCAAAAUGUGUUGACCGGUUAACAAUAGAAUCGGCAGUGGGCAGUUAAUCACAAAACAAUUAAAAUAAUUUAAUUAGAUGUCAAAUAUUGCACUACAAUUAAACAAGGUGUAAUAAAUUAUCGCUUGGGUUAAUCAGUUGUGUUUAAUGUCAUAAAAAUUGGCUUCGUUUUAUACAUAUAAACUGAAAAUGAAAUUAUUAAAGUUCAUUAGUGACUUAGACUUUAUUCAUCACUUACGGACGAAAGGAACAACGAUGGAUUCAAAACACAGGACAGGACAAGACUUGCAGCGACUCCAAUUCUUCAACGACAGUUUAAUCUACUUGUCAUUGUCAUCGGGCAAGGGUUUCCAUGCUUUUAAGGAAUGUGCAACUUUGAUUAAGAAUAAACUUCAGGGAUUUCCAUUGGAGAUAUCACAAGAUGCAUUGGACAUAAAACUAGACAAAGUAUCAAUGGACAUUUUCCCAUCCCAAGAAUUUCCAGAAUUAGUUCCAAUUAAGGUUUCUGGGGAUGGAAAUUGCUUGCCAAGGAGCGCUUCUAUGUUAGUAUUUGGAGACCAACAUCACAAUGUGGAGAUGAGAGUACGCAUGGCAUGUGAAUUAGCACUGAAUAAGAACUUUUAUCUUAAUGACGUUAACCACAAGAUUUACGAUUUUGACACUUUCCCGUACUGUUCCACAAUAACAACCUACAGCGCAAAUUUUAAACCUGGAAUGAACUCUGACCCGGAAUCAAUUGAAAACGUGUAUGAACUAGAUGCCAUAAAGACAGCUAAAAGAGGGAACUAUUGUGGUAUCUGGCAUUUGUACGCUUUAGCAUCAGUUGUCGGAUGUAAACUUUAUUCUAUAUACCCUAAACUAAAAAGCACAGUAUCAAUACGCCCAGAACUCAACAGGAUCAUAUUUCCUAGGAAGCAGGUGUCUAAAAGAAAACUGGCUGUAUUUUGGACGAACACGAAUGGAAUCAAAGGUGAAAAUUAUUGGAGCCCAAACCACUUCGCACCAUGUUUACAUAAGCAUUUAUUACUUGAGGUUAAACAGAAAGCUGCUAUUGAAAAGAUUAAAACAGAGAAUGUUCUUGAAGAUCGUAGAAUAACAAGAUGCCGUGCUCAGUCUACUAGCCUAGCAUCCCUGAACGGCGUGGAACGUCGUUCGGCCAUUGCUUCGAAUCUGCACACACCAAACAAAAGAUGUAUAUCUGGAAGUAGAACUCCAAACAUUGAAAAGAGGACACAAAAGACAACAAAUCCCAAUAUUGAAAAGAAGUCACAAAAGACAACAACUCCCAACAUGAAAGCUGUGAGGUUUAACGUAGAAUCUAAGUGUGAUCUUGCCAUCCAUUUUCUAACAAAGAAGUCAAACAAAAUUCAAAUUAAAAACCUGAAAAGACAUAAAAACCCACUUAAAAGUAUUUUCAAAUUCUUUAUGGGUAAUCAGAAGGAAUCCCGAGGACCAGACGUUAGUUUCUAUGAAAUAGAGUGAUGUUAUGAAUAACACUACGCAAAAGAAAGAUA
Molecule: messenger RNA, 1554 nt
Organism: Mytilus trossulus (common blue mussel)
Lineage: Eukaryota; Metazoa; Mollusca; Bivalvia; Mytilida; Mytilidae
Product: vertnin-like
Exons: 2
Coding region: 230-1522 (430 amino acids)
Biological process (GO): regulation of transcription by RNA polymerase II
Cellular component (GO): chromatin
Source: RefSeq, a predicted model, not a curated record